This is a messenger RNA of Ostertagia ostertagi, 390 nucleotides long. NCBI's taxonomy places the organism in Eukaryota, Metazoa, Nematoda, Chromadorea, Rhabditida, Trichostrongylidae. The record is from the annotation of a GenBank genome assembly.
AUGUUUGGACGAAAUAAGAUGUCGCGCGGCGCAUUUCUCGGAGAGCUUCCCACAUGGGAGAGCAUUGAGGACACGGCAAACCCAUCUGGCUCGGGCGGCCGGAUCGGCGACGCGGCGGUGUCGGCCGAUUACCGAGUCGCGGUGUUUGGUGCUGGAGGCGUCGGUAAAUCGUCGAUUGUUCAACGAUUUGUUAAAGGAACAUUCUCAGAGAAUUAUGUGCCAACUAUUGAGGACACCUAUAGACAGGUGAUCAUUCGGUUGAUUGCCCGGGAGCAUUUCUGUUUAGGAGGGCGAAAGCGACAAGCACGAACAGCCAAUUGCAUUGCCGUUUCCGUCGCUGACGAGGCGACAGAACUUUUAUUCAAUUUCUACGUCGACUACGAGAGCAAA